Messenger RNA from Alnus glutinosa, 1360 nucleotides. RefSeq lists its product as uncharacterized. Gene Ontology annotation, molecular function: ditrans,polycis-polyprenyl diphosphate synthase [(2E,6E)-farnesyl diphosphate specific] activity. The record is from RefSeq and is a predicted model, not a curated record. Lineage: Eukaryota; Viridiplantae; Streptophyta; Magnoliopsida; Fagales; Betulaceae. The transcript has 8 exons. Gene Ontology annotation, cellular component: endoplasmic reticulum membrane; dehydrodolichyl diphosphate synthase complex. Bases 336 to 1106 code for a protein of 256 amino acids.
UCUUAAGAUUUUUUUUGUGAGUGGAGCGGCUGGAGCCCCCCUCUCUCUCUCUCUCUCUCUCUCUCUCUCUGGUAGCUGUGGAAUAAUGGUGGUGUGCAUAUUUGUAGCUUGUGGGUCGAAUGUCACUUUCUGAAAAGAAAGCCAAUUCCGAAAAUUCUCUGGGUAAAACGGAUUUCCCCGACCACAGGACAUAUAUACACACAGAUUCGUACGUUGUACACAGAGUUUUGUACAAUUCGAUUCAGCGACAGAACUGACCACAAAAAAAGAAACAGAGCUCGCCAACCCGAGUGACUGAGUGAGAGCCUUCACAGAAGCACUCAAGAUUUUUCAGAAUGGUGGGCUUUGGAGAAGAAAUUCAGAAGGCUAACCGUUUGAUUGCUCGAAUUGGCAAUUUUGGACUUCUACUAUUAUGGUGUAUUCUGCAUUUUAUUGUCGACGUAUGGUACUUUAUGGUGGAAAUAGUUCAUGUGGUUGAAAGUUAUCUUAUCUCUAGCGGACUACUGAAGAGCUACAAAGCCCUUAAUUUAGGAAAGCUCCAGUAUCUGGCUAUUGUGGUAGGAAGUGAAGAAGCUUACCAAACUUUAGAGAUCACUAAACUUUUACAGUGGCUGGAAACUAUUGGCGUGAAGCAUGUAUGCCUUUAUGACAUGGAAGGUGUAUUAAAGAAAUCAAAAGAAGCCAUCUUGGGGAAGAUGAACAAUGCAACAGUAUUUCAGGAAGCUGAUGAAAAUAAUAAGCUACUUGACCAAAAACAUAUGUCGUUAGAAUUUGCUUCAUACUCUGACGGAAAGGAAGCUGUGGCUAAAGCAGCUAACUUACUUUUUACAAAGUAUAUAACAUCAGCUAAUUCUGGUGGAGAUCAGGAAGAUAGAGUUUUUACAGAACCUCACAUGACCGAGGCACUAAGAGCCGUUGGUGCCGGAGGGCCAGAACCUGACCUUCUAUUAGCAUAUGGACCUGCAAGAUGUCACCUAGGUUUUCCUGCAUGGAGGAUUCGAUAUACUGAGAUUGUACAUAUGGGAUCAUUGAAGUCCAUGAGACACGGUUCCUUACUUAAGGCCAUUUACAAGUUCUCCAUGGUGCGCCAGAACUAUGGCAAGUGAGCCACUGAGUUGGGAGGUCUUGGGGAAGCGUUGCAGAGAUACAUGGGUCAUUGAAUACUGCAGAGAUUCCAACGUUUGUCCACGGAUUGUGAUUUUUAUCCUUUACAUAAUAAUCUGCCAAGUUAGAAAUGUGAAUGCCUCUUUCUUUCUCUCUUCCUCACUCUCUCUGUCAUAUCUGAGGCAGCAUAUUUUGUGGUUUGAGUCACGAAAUGACAAGCAAAUGAUUUAUUGCUUUUGGGCAGAAUUUCCUUUUA